Chlamydomonas reinhardtii is the source of this 2392-nucleotide messenger RNA. RefSeq lists its product as uncharacterized. The transcript is spliced from 11 exons. Gene Ontology annotation, molecular function: protein binding. NCBI's taxonomy places the organism in Eukaryota, Viridiplantae, Chlorophyta, Chlorophyceae, Chlamydomonadales, Chlamydomonadaceae. The coding region runs from base 158 to 1546 and encodes 462 amino acids. Gene Ontology annotation, biological process: ribosomal large subunit biogenesis. Gene Ontology annotation, cellular component: nucleolus; preribosome, large subunit precursor. The record is from RefSeq and is a predicted model, not a curated record.
GGAACAGUUGUUCCUGGCCAAGGACACGCAAGACCGUGCUUCAAUCGGCGGCCGGCGAUACCAAACAUCCCCUCUUGUAAAGACCAAAGAAUCGAUUGUAUUGCUGAAACAAUCUUCCGAAACUUGAUAACUCUGCUUCUUGUGUUUGCACGAAGAAAUGGGCGAGGGCGGCAAACGCAAAUCGCGGCAGGAAGAUGCUCCAGCGCCUCCAUCGCAUCGUAUACUGACUGCAGACGAGCUAGGACUGUUGAAGGUUUCGGAGGUCCCUGCUGGCGAUAAAUGGGAGGAGACUGCGGCGAAACAACGCUGGGGUGCUCCGGACAAGGCCCAGGGCAUUACACGGCUGCAGGUGCACUGCCCCGACUGGAGCUCAGACCGCUGCUUGGUGGCUGCGGCCCGCACCAGUGGGCGUGUCACGCUGCACGCGGGCAGUGACGGCGGUGAUGUGGGCUCCUUCCGCGCGGCGCCGCCCGCCUCCACCUCGGGUCGCUCGGACACGUCCACCAAUGCGGUGCAGGCGCUGCGGUUCACACAGGCGGAGGGGUCACACCAGCUGCUGAUCUCCACAGCCACAUUGGGCGGCCACGUCAGCGUGCACCGCUGCCCGCUGGAGGCGGCGCUGGCCACGGCGGCGGCGGGGCGGGUGGUGCAGACGUGGGAGGAAACGGUGCGGCUGCAGACCAUCGGCGACUUGCAAGCAAUGGACGUGAGCAGCAGCGGGCGCUACGUCGCGGUGGGCGGCGAGGGCCACCAGCUCAAAGUGUGGGACCUGGAGGCGGCAGGCAAGGCCGCAAAAGCAUCCUCCUCCUCAUCAGGAGCAGGGGCGGACGGGGCGGAUGGCGCAGUGGCCAAGGCGGGGGAGCCGCUGUUCGCGGGCAAGGCCGGCAAGCCCAGCCGCAGCGGGCUGCAGGACCUGGCGCACGUGACCGCGGUGGCGUUUGUGCCGGGGCAGGACGACAAGCAGGUGCUUGUGGGCACGGCCAAGCACAAGCUGUGGCUGUACGACAUGCGGGCGGGCCGCAAGCCGCAGGCGGAGCUGGUGUGGGGCGAGGGGCGCAUCACCACGCUGCAACCGCAGCCGGAUGGCUCGCGCAUCUGGGUGGGCAACGGCCGCGGCCACGUGGAGGCACUGGACAUGCGGCAGGCGCCCGCCAAGAUCUCCAUGGGCCACGCACUCAAGGGCGUGGCGGGCUCGAUCCGCGCCCUGGCGCUGCACCCCUCCGAGCCGCUGAUCGCGUCGGUGUCCCUGGACCGCCACCUGCGGGUGCACCACUCCACCAAGCGCAGCUCGCUGGCCAAGCUGUACCUCAAGCAGGCACUCACGGGCGUUGCGUGGCUUCCACCGCUGCCGGCCACGCCUGCCGAAGGCGCCGCGGACGAGGCAGAGGAGGCGCGGGCGGCAGAGGAGCAGGCGGAGGACCAGGAGGAGGAGCAGGACAACGGGCGCGGCGCUCGUGGUAAGGGCAAGCACUCCAGCCGGGACCAGGCGGGAGCCCGGUCCAAGCCCCAGGGGAACAAGAAGGAUAGCAAGCGGCGCAAGCAGUGAGGACGUUGCUGGUGUGGAGGUGGCGAGCGGCCUGUAGUGGAGCAGGGGCUUUCAGGAGCGGCGGCGAGCGGCACGUGGCGCUGGCGGCGCUGAAGGGCCAGUGGCGUGAUCAGGGCUGGGGUUUCGGGCGCGUGUAUCGUUGUGGAGGCAGGAACGGUGUGGCAAGCAAGCAGGCGAAGGCUAGGAGGCUUCUAGGAGGCUUCUUGCAGAUGUGGGUGGCGCCCUGGCAAACAGGCGAAGAGGGUGUCCCGACCUUGGUCACGAGUUCCCGACAAUGGGACUUCGUUGGUGCUGAGCCCGCAGGGCUGGCGGGGUCUGCCUUAUGUUACAAAUCUUCACCAGGCAUACGCGUUAAGAUGCAUCCACUGACUGUAACCGUCAGGUGUUAGCCAUACACUGCAGUCAUGCAUGUACAGGUGGCAGUUUGCGGGUAUGAGCCAGUGCGUGUUGCUGCAGUGGGUGUGCAGCACACGCGAAUGCGUGCGAGGCAGGCUGCAAUGCACUCGCCCACCAAAUCAAUGCCCCAUUGGGGUUCUGGGCCCCACAGAAACAAGAAAUUUCUGCCACGCACGACAACAAAUACUAUGCAACGUGAUGCGGCAUGCCUGCUUUACGCCAGCCAUGCGCUCUGGCACGACAUGCGGCUUGCUGGUAUGGACGUAGCAUUGUGUAGCACACCAUGGGUCCAGCCAUCCGCGGCCUCAGACAGGUCAGCUACGAAGGUUGAAAGACAUAUCAUAUCUAAACAUGUGGCCUUGUACGGCACGCGAUUGACCAAACUCCCGUUCCACACCAGGAUGGUCAAGCACGCCCUCCACACAUGCAACGAGUAAACACCUACCGCUA